Molecule: messenger RNA, 1106 nt
Organism: Gastrolobium bilobum
Lineage: Eukaryota; Viridiplantae; Streptophyta; Magnoliopsida; Fabales; Fabaceae
Product: UDP-rhamnose/UDP-galactose transporter 4
Exons: 5
Coding region: 1-1008 (335 amino acids)
Cellular component (GO): Golgi apparatus
Molecular function (GO): UDP-galactose transmembrane transporter activity; antiporter activity
Source: RefSeq, a predicted model, not a curated record
AUGUCUUCUGCAAUCAAGGGUGAUAGGAAGACUGCAAUUGAUGCAGCAUCAUGGAUGUUCAAUGUAGUCACAUCUGUUGGAAUAAUCCUUGUGAAUAAAGCCCUCAUGGCUACGUAUGGUUUCAGCUUUGCUACAACGUUAACUGGUCUGCAUUUUGCUACAACAACCUUGUUGACAACCAUUCUUAAGUGGCUGGGAUAUAUCCAGACCUCUCAUCUUCCUUUACCAGAUCUUAUAAAAUUUGUCUUAUUUGCAAAUUUCUCUAUUGUCGGAAUGAAUGUGAGUUUAAUGUGGAAUUCUGUCGGUUUCUAUCAGAUUGCUAAGCUGAGUAUGAUUCCAGUAUCUUGUUUCCUGGAAGUUGUCUUGGACAAUGUUCGAUAUUCGAGGGAUACAAAGCUUAGCAUUUCUCUGGUUCUCCUUGGCGUUGCUGUGUGUACAGUCACUGAUGUGAACAUCAACGCCAAGGGUUUCAUAGCCGCUGUAGUGGCAGUUUGGAGCACAGCAGUGCAGCAGUAUUACGUGCAUUUUCUUCAGAGGAAGUAUUCUCUUGGAUCGUUUAACUUGUUGGGCCACACUGCACCAGCACAGGCAGCAAGUUUACUGCUAGUAGGUCCCUUUUUGGACUAUUGGUUGACAAACAAACGAGUUGAUGCCUACGGCUAUAGUUUGACAUCCAUUUUGUUCAUCACUCUGUCUUGCACUAUCGCAGUAGGGACAAACCUCAGCCAGUUCAUCUGCAUUGGAAGGUUUACGGCUGUAUCAUUUCAAGUCAUUGGCCAUAUGAAGACUAUUCUGGUCCUGACCUUAGGAUUCAUUUUCUUUGGAAAAGAGGGUCUCAAUCUACAAGUAGUUCUAGGCAUGAUCAUUGCAAUAGCGGGAAUGAUCUGGUAUGGCAAUGCAUCUUCUAAGCCAGGAGGGAAGGAGCGUCUUAGCUUUUCCAUUCCUACCACCAAAACACAAGAUUAUAAUGAACUCCCAGUAUCCUCUGAAACGGAUCAGGAAGUAUAAAGGGUGAAACUUUUGGUGAAGUGCAUGGGAAAAUUAGGUGCCCUUAUGUCAGCUGAUUCAUUUUCUUCAUACCUAGAAGGAAUUUCCUAGUUAUUUAU